UAUUUACUGACGUAUGUAAAUGAAUAUAGCAGGGGAGGUCCUUGGGCAAAAAACACAAUCAGUUUCACAUUGCAGCUCCGGAGUUCCUGCGUGGAAGGGAAAAACGAGACGUGGCGAAAUCUGGUGAAUAUGUCGCAGCCGUGAAUGCUCCGUGAAUGUCAUUUGUGGGCUUUGUGAGUCGUCCUGGUGUACCUAGUCUCGGGAAGUGAGUGGAGUGUGUGUGUUUGUCAUUCUCCUCUUCUUGUCGGCUAAAUGGGUGAUCACGCAUUCGCCCUGCAGCCGCCUGCUCCCUCUCUGCUGUAGGAGUUGUCCCAGUUCAUCAGAUACUACAGCAGCCCGUCGAGUCCGCUGUAUGACAACAACAAUAAUCAUUAUUGUCACAAUAACAGCUCACCGUCUCUGUUUCCGCUCGUUUCAGCUCAGCAAACCAUGCAGGAUGAUUUACUGAUGGACAAAAACAAAGCCCAGCCUCAUCAUCAGCAAGAUCCGACGCAAGCAGACCCUCCUCCCUCCACCCCGACCCCGACACCGGAGACCACCUCUCCCUCAUCGGACUCUGAGAGCCCGUCCACCGGCAGCAAGCAAGCGGCUUCCGUGCUGAACGUCAGCAGUAAGGACAGGGUGCCCAUGGAGUCGCCGAUCCUACCCGGACUGAGCUUCCACCAGCAGCCGCAGCAGCAGCCGCAGGAGACCGGCGGGCCCCUCUCCUCCCCGUCCUCCUCGUUUGGGAGCACUUGGUCCACGGGAACCACAAACGCCGGCGUAGAUGAUAGCUUUUUCCAAGGAAUCCCCUCCGUGAACGGGACGAUGCUUUUCCAGAACUUCCCGCACCACGUCAACCCAGUCUUUGGGGGUAAUUUCUCCCCGCAGAUAGGUCUGCAGGCUCCCCAGUCUCAGCAGCAUCAGCAGCCGGUAACCCCGCAGCAGCAGCAGCAGCAGCAGCAGCCAGCCCAGCCGCAGCCGCAGCAACAGCAGCAGCAGAGGAGAUCUCCUGUCAGCCCCAACCAAGGCCCCUUCCCUCAGAGAAACGCUUAUCAAACCAUCAUGAAUAACAGCAAAGGAUCCUCUUCUUCUUCUGCCUCAUCAUCCGCCUGGAAUAAUCACCAAAAUGCCGCCUGGAGCACAGCCUCCAACCCAUGGAGCGGUCUGCAGGCAGGCAGGGACCCGCGCAGGGCGGUUGGCGUUGGUGUAGGGGUCGGGGUCGGUGUUGGAGUCGGGGUGCCGUCACCUCUAAAUCCCAUCUCCCCUAUGAAAAAGCCCUACAGCAGCAAUGUUAUAGCUCCCCCCAAGUUUCCAAGACCUGGGCCCCUCACCCCCAAACCUUGGAUGGAGGACAGCGGCUUCAGGACUGACAACAGCAACAACAUACUGCCUUUCCAGGACCGGACCCGGCCCUUUGAUGCUUUUAGCUUGCACUCAUUGGAGAAUUCCUUAAUGGAUAUGAUAAGGACUGACCAUGACAAAGGUAAACCACACCCUGCCGGUGGCCCACCAAUGACUAUCGCUGAUAUUAUAUGGAGGAAUCAUUUUGCAGGACGCAUGAGCCUCAAUUUUCAUCAUCCCGGAGCAGACCACAUAAUGCCGUUAAACACCAGGAGCUAUGGUCGCAGAAGAGGUCGUUCCUGCCUUUUCCCCUUUGAAGAUGGUUUCCUCGACGAUGGCCACGGUGACCCUUCGUUGACCCCGGGGCUGAACUCGCCAACGCGCUGUCAGAAUGGAGAGAGGAUGGAGCGCUACUCGAGGAAGGUGUUCGUUGGAGGCCUGCCGCCUGACAUAGAUGAAGAUGAAAUCACCAACAGCUUCCGUCGCUAUGGGCACCUGGUGGUGGACUGGCCCCACAAAGCUGAAAGCAAAUCCUACUUCCCACCUAAAGGUUAUGCCUUCCUGCUGUUCCAGGAAGAAACGUCAGUUCAGGCUUUAAUUGACGCCUGCAUCGAGGAGGAUGGCAAGCUGUACCUGUGUGUAUCCAGUCCUACCAUCAAAGAUAAACCAGUUCAGAUCCGUCCCUGGAACCUGAGCGACAGCGACUUUGUCAUGGACGGCUCUCAGCCUCUGGAUCCUCGCAAGACCAUCUUUGUUGGAGGAGUUCCACGACCCCUGCGUGCAGUGGAGCUGGCUAUGAUCAUGGACCGGCUGUACGGAGGGGUUUGCUAUGCCGGCAUUGACACAGACCCGGAGCUGAAAUACCCGAAGGGCGCGGGCCGCGUCGCUUUCUCCAAUCAGCAGAGCUACAUCGCUGCCAUCAGCGCCCGCUUCGUUCAGCUGCAGCACAAUGACAUCGACAAAAGGGUGGAGGUGAAGCCAUAUGUCCUGGACGACCAGAUGUGUGAUGAGUGCCAGGGGGCGCGCUGCGGGGGGAAGUUUGCCCCCUUCUUCUGUGCCAAUGUCACCUGUCUGCAGUACUACUGUGAGUACUGCUGGGCUAGCAUCCACUCACGAGCCGGCCGCGAGUUUCAUAAGCCACUGGUGAAGGAAGGGGGCGACCGCCCUCGACAUGUGUCCUUCCGCUGGAGCUGAGGGGGGGUGCGGGCGGGCGUGAGUCAGUCCUGCCCCGAUGAACCCACACCUCCUGACCCCGCCGCAAACCUCCCGAGAAACCCUGCUAUCCCACAGCCCGGGACAGUACUGCAACCACAACAACAACAACAACAACAAACACACACACAUCUCUGACAGUACCACCCUGCUCUCCCCCACAAACACCUGAUUAAAACAAAACAAAAACACACAGAAGACAGUGGUCAUACCACACAGGACUCAUGUGGACUCAUGGUCCGGUGUUGCCCUCUGAUGAAGCUCUGUGGGGAAAAGAUAUCAGCUUAGAAUUUGCACUUCGGCACAAGAUCUCAGUAAAACACACACACACACACACACACACACAGGAUAGUAUGUUAGAAACCUGACUACCGUCUGUUGACGAGCUGGUGUGGUACGUCCUCCUGGACCUCACCCCCUCUCCCCCUCCCUCCCCCUUACCGAGACAGAGGUGGGACCAUACCAUACGAAUAUUUAAAACAAAUCUUUUUUUUUUCCUUUUGUAUCUAUCUAUAUAUAUGUAUGAAUAUAUAGAUAAUCCAAUUUUAUAUAAAAGAAGCAUGCACUUAGCUACAUUGCCCCUAGUAAAAGAUAAUAAUUACCAAAGGCAAGUGACAUUAAUGCACAGAGGAAUUAAAAAAAACACAAAAACAAAACACGGCAUAAGAUGUAGCAAGGUUUAACAACUAUCCCGUAGUGUGGACCCCAGUAAAAAUAAAUAAAUAUCACGGCUAUAUAUUCGCGCUCAAUUUUCACUCUGAAAAUAUUAAUACCUCAUUACGCUCAUUCAGAUUAGUUUGUUCUCAAUUUGUAGGUCUUUAUUUUUAUAAUAACAUUAUUUUUUAGUGUUAUGUAAAUGUAAUGCUGCAAUAGCUGUGCUGCUAAACCCGUGGUAUAAACACGUACCAUAUACGUACUUUAUUCAGGCUAGGGUGUAAAAUAAUAACGGAUGUAGUGAAGAACCGGGAGGGAGGGAGGGAAUUUAGGGGACGCCCUCAAGACAACGACGGCUACCUUUUGUGGGGGUCGGGGUGGGUCGCCCCUAACUGCAUGUUUAUUUCAAUCAGGUUGCUGCAUGCAAUACACUUUUCAGUAUCAUGUCUACUAUUUAAUUCUGCCCAUGUUUGCACAAUACACUAAAGGCGUACAUUGGACUCACAGGAGACUGGACAGGAAGAGGGAAAACUGGUCAAAGGAAGCUCUGCGACGCCAGAGUAGAUAGUUCCUGUACACAUCCAGACAAACGGGGGGGGGGGCGUUCAGAAGUUUUGUUUUUUUUUUCUUCUUUUUAAUCACAACACGAAAUGAAAUGUAGGAUUACCAUUUAAAUCUGUCUACGAUGGGUGAAGUACUUUUUUGCAGUGAUUGUUCUUGAUAUAAUUGUGCAAUUUUUUAUACCGUAUGUAGUUAGGUCUGAGUAUGCCUAGAACUGUGAUUCGCUUUAACUGUCGUCAACGUCCGACAUAGAAGUCCUGUGAAACUUCAUAACUCGUGUGUGCACACGUGCAGUAUCUAUGUUCUCCUGUACACACACGCA
Messenger RNA from Solea senegalensis (Senegalese sole), 4072 nucleotides. It is a transcript of the gene cpeb3, whose product is annotated as cytoplasmic polyadenylation element binding protein 3. Gene Ontology annotation, molecular function: ribosome binding; mRNA regulatory element binding translation repressor activity; mRNA 3'-UTR binding. The record is from RefSeq and is a predicted model, not a curated record. Gene Ontology annotation, biological process: negative regulation of cytoplasmic translation. Gene Ontology annotation, cellular component: cytoplasm; nucleus; neuron projection. NCBI's taxonomy places the organism in Eukaryota, Metazoa, Chordata, Actinopteri, Pleuronectiformes, Soleidae.